UGUUAUACGUACUGUACGUUUGUCUAGCAUCUGCCACUAGCCUGUAAAUACUGCUUGAAAAAACUGCGUAUUGCUGGAUUUGCAUUUGUUGACAGUCUUAUUACAUUGUACGGACUCGGAGAUACCAUUCCUGGCCAUAUAAAUAAUGAUUAUUAUUAUUACGAGUACAACAAGUAUAAUAUUAUCCAACUUCUAAAGUUUGCAGUAGUGCCACAGUGCUACUGUCCCACUACACUCUAUAUCUAUAUUAUUAUAUUUUUCUACUUAUUGUGAUCGUCUUUCCGACAAAUAUUUAUAGUGCAUGGAUUUUGCGCUGAACAAUAUUAUUCAUAUGAUCAUAUCAUUUUUCCUGUGCAAAACUGGUGUUAGGGCAUCACAUCACGUGCGCAGCGGGAAAAAAUGGGCGAUCAAACAGGAUGCACUAUUCCUCUUCGUGUUUUCACUACUUUGAUCCCAGAUUUUCCAAAAGAAUAUUUCGAUGAUUUGCGGUACUACCUCGAACAAAAACUAUCCUGCAAAAUAGAUACUAUCAGUGAGGAAGAACGAUGGCGUGGAUCGGAAGUCACCCAGAAGUCAUCUCCUUUCGACAACGACGAAGCCGAUUUUGGUUUCAUUAGUGCCGCUGAUUAUAUUCGCACCAAACUUCAUGCAAAGAACAAAAAUUUUGAGUUACUGCCGGUUGGAGCGCUUCAUAGGCACCCAAACGCACAUGGCAAGCCUAUUUAUUUCUCCGAUGUCGUUCUUCGUGUUGCGGACAAGGACCGAUUGAAAGAGUUUCGGAAUGCUAGGGGAACAGCAUGGGCGUACAGUACAUCCGAUUCUCUAAGUGGUUCACUUUAUCCUCGGCAUCAUUUUCGAAAAGAAGGAGAAAACGUUUCAUUUUUCGGCGACACCCGAGAAGCCGGCUCGCAUAACGCGGCUAUCGAAAUGGUGCGUGACGGACGAGCCGAAGGAGCAACAGUUAACUCUGCAGUGGCAUUCAUGUACUUCCAACGAAACCCACAAGCUCGCAAUGAUAUUUUUAUCAAACUAACGCUGCCCGGAUCCCUGCCAAUUUAUCCGAUCGUCGUCGACAAGAAGUUGUCCGCGGAAACCAAGCAGAAACUAAAAGACGCCUUCUUAAGUAUUGCCCAAGACACAAAGAUGAAAACAAAACUUGAUCGUUACGGAGUGGAUGGAUUUGCCCCAACUUAUGAAGAAAUGUACAAUCUUGAGCAAGAUAUCGUAAAUGACCUUAAAAAAGCCGCUUUAAAUGUCCCAUUUUAUUAAUCACAGACAGAAAUGUGCACUAUUAAAAUAAAAGCACAAACAUCGAUAGGAGUAUAAAAUAACUUCAAUAUCUACCAUUAAAGUUUUAAACAGGCUUUAACGAUUCCAGUACAGCGGAACCACGUAACUGAGUGACCAUAUCGCUGAGGAAAAGGUUCACCGCGGAAUCCUUCUCCGACUUCUUAAUUUCAAAAAUCAACACGAUGUAAAAUCGCUCUUCUAUUCUGGCAAUAAAAUAU
Paramacrobiotus metropolitanus is the source of this 1508-nucleotide messenger RNA. RefSeq lists its product as uncharacterized. The transcript has 6 exons. NCBI's taxonomy places the organism in Eukaryota, Metazoa, Tardigrada, Eutardigrada, Parachela, Macrobiotidae. The record is from RefSeq and is a predicted model, not a curated record. Bases 400 to 1269 code for a protein of 289 amino acids.